Molecule: messenger RNA, 1149 nt
Organism: Belonocnema kinseyi
Lineage: Eukaryota; Metazoa; Arthropoda; Insecta; Hymenoptera; Cynipidae
Product: apolipoprotein D-like
Exons: 6
Coding region: 202-978 (258 amino acids)
Source: RefSeq, a predicted model, not a curated record
UUUUAACGAUAUCAAAGUUUUUUGUAUCAUUUUUAUUGGUUUAGAACUUUAUAAGACACAUUUUUUCAGUUUCUGUUCAAAAGCAGCUAGUGACAGAAGAAUAUUCCCAAAAGCACUGAAAAUCGCCGAUCCUCCAUUGUACACCGAAAUCGGUGUUCAAUUUGGAUUAACGAAAAGUAGGCCACUGCAUAAUAGUAAAAAAUGACUGAUUCUGUUAGUCAAGAUAUUUUUAUUGGUGAAAAAAUGAUUCAACUGGGAUUGCUUCUUCUACUCUGCGCUAGAGCUUUCGCAUAUCCUGCGCUUACGUCUACGCCUGAUCCUGCUUCUGUGAAUUCAGAUUCACUUCCGACCGCUUUUAUGGCCUCGGCUCCAUCUACGCCUGAUGCUAUGUCUGCGGCUGCACCUACGGCUAUGCCAACACCCACUUCUAUGCCUACGGGUACACCUACGCCUACUUCUACGUCAACGUCUACCUCUUCGUCUUGUCAACAUUGUACAAAUGUGCAAAUCGUGCAGGAUUUCGAUCUUGAAAAAUUCCAGGGACGUUGGUUCGUAUUAGGGAAAUAUGCUACUGCUGCUAAUGCGUUAAAAAAAUGCAUGACUCCAUACUGGUCGCUGAACGAGGAAGGUACAUUAGCUGCUGAAAUCGACCUAAUAGACGGGGUAAACAACGUAGCAAUAACAUAUACCGGCGUUUCGACAUUCAUUGGAACUGAAGGAAGAUAUACUGUAGAAUACGAUAAUGUAGAUUAUGGAGAACACUGGAUUAUAUAUACAGACUAUGAGCGUAUUUCCAUCUUAUUCUCUUGCGGUGAUAUAGCAAUUGUCGGAGAAACUAAUCUUAUUAUUUUGGGAAGAGAGCAACAGAUAGAUAAAGAUUCUUUCGUGGACGCUUUGCAAUUUAUUAUAGAUCACCAGCUCAACAAUGUGCCACUGGUUAUAGAAGAUUGGUCAGAAUGUCCAGAUUUGACCUGCUGAUAAAUUUUUCAUGGAAUUUUUGCCCUGAUGAAAUUCGCAUUAACAAAGAAUUGAUAAAAGUGAUCUGUUUGAACGUUUUUAAUCGAAUACAGAAUUAUAAUUCAAUACGCUCAAUUACGUAAUCACAUGUAAUAUCUUCACUUACCAGUAAAUAUUUUAUUUUCUCCUUGA